UCAUUAAUGUUCAGUAUCUACUGUAAUAAUCCUUGUAUCAAUAGCAGUAAUAGAUAUUGCAGCCUCCGUGCGCGCUCCGGGAGUGCGCCAUGGAGCGGUGGAGGAGAGCGCAGCGAGUAUAAAAGCGUCAGCCUGCUGUCAGCGUCAGAAGAUGCGUUUGCAUCACGACAGACUUCAGCAGGACUCUCCCAAGUAGGCUGACACGGAUACGAUCCGAGUAGGUUUAGAAAUAACUCGGAUAACUCAUGCAACUCUGAGGCUUUGAACAGAACUUCAUCCAGAACGAAGGAGAUGGGGAUUUAUGCGUCCUCACCUGGAAGUUAGCCGCGAAGAAGACGGGAACGCUGCCGUAGCUGGUUUUGAACCCUUGUUUCCCUCUGCAGAAGCAUGCAGAGCAACAGCAGCGCCCCUGGGCCCCUGGGGGCCCUGAACGUGUGCGGGGGAGAAGAGGACGACAUCUCCGGAGUGGUCAGCCUCACGGGAGCAGCCUCUAACCUCGCAGCUCUGAACCUGUCACUCAACUGCUGGCUCCUCAUCCUCUCCAAGGAGUCCUCGCUGGACCUGCACGCAGACGGCGCAAACCUGGCAGUACGCGUUGUCAUUGCCCUGGUCUACCUGGUGGUGUGUGUUCUGGGGCUAGUCGGUAACCUGCUGGCCCUCUUCCUGCUCCACUCGCGCCACCGGAGCAAUCACCACUCCUCCAUCAACUGCUUCGUCAUGAGCCUGGCCCUGACAGACCUCCAGUUUGUCCUCACCUUGCCCUUCUGGGCCGUGGACACGUUGCUGGACUUCCGCUGGCCAUUCGGCCGGGUCAUGUGCAAGAUCGUCAGCUCGGUGACCACGCUGAACAUGUACGCCAGCGUCUUCUUCCUCACCGCCAUGAGCGUGACCCGCUACCACUCCCUAGUCACCUCUCUGAAGAUGGGCAGCCCUAGCAUUGCCACAGCUCGUGCCAAAUGGGCCAGUUUAACCAUUUGGGUGGUGUCACUGGUGGUGACGCUGCCUCAUGCUUUCUACUCCACCACAGUCCAGGUGUCUACAGAUGACGAGCUGUGCUUGGUGCGCUUCUCAGACUCUGAUUCAAGCCACUGGGAUCCUCAGGUCCUGCUCGGACUCUAUCAAACACAAAAAGUCCUCCUGGGAUUUGUAGUUCCCUUGAUUGUCAUCUCCGUGUGCUACCUCCUGCUCCUGAAGUUCAUCCUGAGACGGCGCAUCGUAGGCAGCGUGGUCAACGCGAGUGUCCCGGAGAGGUCCGAGUCUGAGAGAGGACGCCUCCGCCGCCGCUCCAAAGUCACCCGUUCUGUCACCAUCGUGGUCCUGUCCUUCUUCAUCUGCUGGCUACCCAACCAGGCUCUUACCCUGUGGGGGGUGCUGAUCAAAUUUGACUUGGUGCCCUUUAGUAAAGCCUUCUACAACGCCCAGGCCUACGCCUUCCCCCUGACUGUGUGCUUAGCUCACGCUAACAGCUGUCUCAACCCGGUGCUCUACUGCCUGAUCCGAAAAGAGUACAGAGCUGGACUGAAGGAGCUCCUCCUCCGAGUGUCUCACUCCGUCCAAAAUGUCCUCACUCAGGGUCUGAGAGAGAGAAGGGUGGCAGACGCACCACCCAGCCUGGUUAUGAUGCACAAAGACAGAAAUAUGUGAUGUGCUCUGUAAAAGGAAAAGAUGGACAUUUUGGAAAACAGUUAUUUUAACAAUUAUUUUGCACAUUACAUUUAGAAAGUAAACACUUAUUUUGUGUUCUGAUGGGGAAUUCAACAAGUUCAACAAAAUUUUCCCAAAAGUUAAUGAAUAAUCGUGUUAAAUCAUUGCGUUUAUGAUUUUUUCCCCAAUUGAGCAGCCCAAAAUUCCUCAAAGUGUCAAACUUUUUCCUUGAUACUACAUUAAAUGCUUCUUUAUGAGUCAACUUAGUCUGCCAUAUUUUCUUUAAUGCCAUUUUUUUUUUUUUAAUCACGUUCCCGUGCGACACUGUAAUGAUCCCCUCCGAACUUAUGAACAGCUAUGAUUUAGCUUUAUCGCAGACUUUUUGUGAAACAUGCCACUUUGGAAGUAAUCUCCGUGGUGACAAGUAUUUUUGAAAACAAUCAAACCCAAAUGAGCCGGCUCUUAGUUACACUGUUGGCUGAUUUCUUAUUUUCGCACAAUCAAGCA
This is a messenger RNA of Etheostoma spectabile (orangethroat darter), 2151 nucleotides long. Its product is annotated as relaxin-3 receptor 1. Bases 388 to 1644 code for a protein of 418 amino acids. Gene Ontology annotation, molecular function: C-C chemokine binding; C-C chemokine receptor activity. The record is from RefSeq and is a predicted model, not a curated record. Gene Ontology annotation, cellular component: external side of plasma membrane; membrane. Gene Ontology annotation, biological process: immune response; positive regulation of cytosolic calcium ion concentration; G protein-coupled receptor signaling pathway. The transcript is spliced from 3 exons. Lineage: Eukaryota; Metazoa; Chordata; Actinopteri; Perciformes; Percidae.